AUGAUCGGUUUACGGGGUGCUCUGAUAACAGUGGCCCUUUUUGUCACACUGGCCCUGGCUAGAGAUAUUAGUGGAUUGAAGGAUUUAGAAACAGCUGCCAGCCACCAUCAUUUUGAAAAAGGUGGUGGGGACGAGCAUCACUCCGGUCAUCAUAACGAACAUGGUGAAAAAGGAGAUAAAGGCUACAAAAGUUAUCAUCAUCAUGAUAAGGGAGAGAAAGGACAUCACGACAAAGAGGGACAUUCGGGACACUAUCACGAAGACGAAGGACACAAGAAGCAUCAUCAUCACGAUGAUGGAUAUUACGGAGAACAUCACAAAGGAGAAAAAGGCGAAAAGGGCCACAGCUUCCACGAGAAAGGACACUAUGGUAAGGGACACAGUACCAAAGGGCAUCAUGAGGUAAAGAAGUUUGACGAAUUUAAGAAGGAUAAGGAAUUCCACGAUGAGCAUCACGACUCUGGUCAUCACGAAGAUCACGGUGGUCAUCAUCACGAGCAUGGUCACAAAAAAGGUGGUCACUUUAAGAAAGGACAUCAUGAUCAUGGCCAUCAUGAAGAUCAUUAUGGUAAAAAGGGCCAUCACGAGAAGGGACAUCAUCAUCACGAUCAUAAAGGUCAUAAAGACAGCGGUGGACACGAUGAACAUUACCAUCACGAUUCUCAUUAUGGUAAAAAGGGUGGUCACGAAGAUCACAAAGAAUGGGGAUACAAACACGGCCAUUAA
Messenger RNA from Vespa velutina, 726 nucleotides. Its product is annotated as histidine-rich glycoprotein-like. The transcript has a single exon. The record is from RefSeq and is a predicted model, not a curated record. Lineage: Eukaryota; Metazoa; Arthropoda; Insecta; Hymenoptera; Vespidae. Bases 1 to 726 code for a protein of 241 amino acids.